Messenger RNA from Anthonomus grandis grandis, 3399 nucleotides. RefSeq names its product transcription termination factor 2 (gene lds). The coding region runs from base 158 to 3337 and encodes 1059 amino acids. Gene Ontology annotation, molecular function: ATP binding; ATP-dependent chromatin remodeler activity. The transcript has 23 exons. The record is from RefSeq and is a predicted model, not a curated record. Lineage: Eukaryota; Metazoa; Arthropoda; Insecta; Coleoptera; Curculionidae.
AAAAUAGAAAAAAAGAAAAACGGUUACUUUUGUUUUGUUUUGUUUUGUUUUUAACAUUUUUCAACGUGCUUCAAUUUAAAAUUUAAAGAACUUAGCGUCAAAUACAUUAUAUAUUUCUUGUUUAUACAAUAAACUUAUACAAUUUUAUUAACAAAAGAUGAGUGAUAGUGAUGAAUAUGAUGAAUCAUUUAGUGAGGAGGAGUCGAUAAAUGACUCCCAAGGGCAGGAACAAGACAGCAUGAUCUUUACCCACAAGAAAAAGCUGAUAAAAGUGAUAGAUAGUGACAGUUCAUCUUCAGAGACAGAGGAGGUAGUUUACGCAAAUAAUUCAAAAAAUCAGAUAGAAACAGUAGACAGUGAUGAUUCAUCAUCAAAUACUCCAGAGAAGCUUUAUCAAAUUGAUUCAUCUAAUCAAGUCAAUAACAGUAGCGACAGUUCAUUAUCAGAAACUCAGGAGAUCACUCAUAUAAAUGAUCCAUGUGAUAAGAAUGACCAGACUUCUGCCAAACACAUAGAGGGGUUAGCGAUUGAGUCGCAAAGUAUCAUGUCAUCAAAAUUUUCAUCGAUGUCGAAUGCGGCCUCCAAAUUAUCAAGUGAUCAAAGUGGGCCGCUUUUAGCAGAAGAUUCUAACACUGAAAUUAUUGAUGCUACCCCUGAAAGUGAUGAAAUCGAUGUACCAAAUAAUGCACAGCAACCCGAAGUAGUUCAGGAGAAAUCAAAACACAAUUCUGGUGAAGAGGAUAUUCUUAAUUUGUCUGAUAAAAUGAGAAAGUCGAGAAUGACUGAGCAGUUUUCGUUUUUUGGGGAAGGUAUUUUAAACAGUACUUCAAUACAUCCUAUUGGAGAGACGAAAAACUGGAGAGCCAGUAAUGCCAAAUGGGACAUUCAAAACAACGAUAGCAGUGACAGUGUCGAAAUCAUUGACGCUAGUAGCGAAAUAAUAAAUCUUAGCAGCAAGGAAAUAAUUGAAACACCGCCAGAGAGUCCUAUAAAGCCCCCUAAAAAGAAGACUACAGUUCAGCCAACAUUGAAGCAUUUUGUUUUAUCUCCACCAAAAAGUUUUUCUCGUCCGAAAACUCCUGCAAAGACUGAAAAUGAAAGCAGCGAUCAAAAACAACUGGUAUCCAGAGCACAAUACGAAAAACAACAAGAGGUAGUAGAAAAGGCCGAAAUUGAUUUUGUUAGAUUACAAAGUACUGUGGAAAACGUCGAUAUGGCACUGUUACCAGAUAAAGGACAAAUAAUGAAACUUAGAGUAAAAGAAGCGGAACAUAAUUUUAUGAAACAACAGGCGAAAUUAAACCAAAUGCAAAUUUCUAAUGAUAUUGUGGAUAAUAAGCCGGAAGAAGCUUCCGCCAAUAACAUUGCCUGGGAAAAUAUUCAAGCUGGAGCCGAUGCUGUUAUGCCUAGAACAUUUGGAAAACAAGCUUUAUCGACAUUAAAUGCACAAAAAGCCGUUACUUUGGAUCGAUUACAGCAGUUACACGGGGCAUUAUUGACUUGCCCUAAAGAGGAUGACUUAGAAAACGAUCCUAAAGGAAUUAAGGUACCAUUAAUGCCCCAUCAAAGACGAGCAUUAGCUUGGUUAAUGUUCAGAGAAAAAGAGAAACCUUCGGGAGGAAUACUCGCCGAUGAUAUGGGACUGGGAAAAACCUUAACUAUGAUUGCAUUGAUUUUAAAAACUUUAAUAAUAGAGAGGGAAGAUAAAGAUUCAGAUUAUGAAAAUAGAGAUGAAUUUAUCGGGAAACAUACCAAAUUUGAUGGAGGUAGCCUUAUAGUAUGUCCAGCGAGCUUGAUUAACCAAUGGGGAGGAGAAAUUGAAAAGAUGCUUAAACACGGCAUGCUUUCUUAUAAUUUAUAUCAUGGAGCUAAAAGGGAGAAAUACCCAAAAGAAUUAGCCAAAUACGAUGUGGUGAUAACAACAUAUGCCAUUAUCAAGAAUGAAAAUGAAAAACGAGGGCCCGCGUUUAGAGUGAAAUGGAGAAGAAUCAUUUUAGACGAGGCCCAUCAGAUUAGAAAUCACAAAUCACAAACUUCGGAGGCGUGUUGUCAACUUGCCGGAAAAUCAAGAUGGGCGCUAACAGGAACUCCACUGCACAAUAAAGAGCUGGAUAUGUACGCUCUUUUGAAAUUUUUGAGGUGUUCGCCAUUCGACGACUUACAGGUCUGGAAACGUUGGGUCGGUGACAAAAGCCUCGGUGGCUCAGAGCGAUUACACACAGUAAUUUCUUCUUUGAUGUUACGUAGAACAAAGGCAGAACUGAUGCAGAAAGGGCAAUUAACGGCUCUUCCAGAAAAAAAAUGGCUUCUAGUCAAAGUGGAGAUGGAUGAAAGUGAGCAAGCGGUUUACCAUAAAGUACUCAUUUUCUCCCAAACACUUUUUAGUCAGUUUUUACAUCAGAGGGCCGUGAAAAAUCAGGAUUACGCUGACUUCCAUGGACAAGGAAAUAAUGUUCACAAUGAGGAAUAUAAUAAAAUGAGAGAAAAACUACUGAAAUUGAACAAAGUGAAGAACGUCAGUCAGCAUGAGAUCUUGGUAUUGCUACUGCGGCUAAGACAAAUUUGUUGCCAUCCCUCUUUAAUAACUGCCAUGUUAGACGACGAUAUUCCAGAUUUAGAUAUCAGCGAUGAAGACAAAGAGCAACUUAACAUUUUAGAGCAAUUAAAAAAGUUAAACCUUGAAGACGACGAGGAUGUAUAUAAACCAGAAGAGGCGAUUGCGGAAUCGGUGCAUGUAAACAAAGUUAAUUUAAAAGAAGCGACAAAGGGACAUCUUCAUCCAUCCGAUCCGGUUUUUGCUGCGGAAAGGCCUAGCAGUAAAAUAAAGAAAAUGAUUAAAGUAUUAAAAACUGAAGUAUUAUCCAAGGGAGACAAAGCAAUAGUAGUUUCACAAUGGCCAUCAUAUCUCCGAUUACUGAGUGACCAUUUAAGAAAUUUGGGCAUUGAGAUUGAUCAACUCGAUGGAACAGUGCCUGUUAACAAAAGACAAGAAAUGGUCAACAAUUUUAACAACCCCAAAAGUUCCGUAAAGGUAUUGCUGUUAUCCCUCACCGCAGGAGGCGUGGGUCUUAAUUUAGUCGGUGCGAAUCAUUUAUUUUUAUUAGAUCUACAUUGGAAUCCGCAAUUAGAAAAUCAGGCACAGGAUAGGAUCUACCGUAUGGGACAGAACAAACCAGUUUUCGUCUAUAAGUUUAUGACCGUGGACUCCAUUGAGGAACGCAUUAAGGGACUGCAGGACAACAAACUGGCAAUGGCCGAAGGUAUUUUAACCGGCACGAGGCAGGUUGAUCAUAACAAAUUAUCAAUAGACGACCUUAAGGUCUUAUUUAAUAUGUAGGCCAUUGGUGUUCCUUUUGAUUACUGUAAUUUUUAUUUUAAUUAGACAUUUUAUUUAGCGUA